AUGGCCGAAAGUAGGGCGGAUGUGAAUGUGAUCAAGCUGAGUUCCGCGUUCUUUAGUGCAUUGUCCUCGGUGGAUGGCGGCUACGUGAUCCCACAGCCUUAUUCCACCGGAGUAGAGGUGGAUCGAUCUAUUGAGCACGACCCCUCCUACACAUCCGUGCAGGGUCCGGUGGAUGAAAUGGCGGAUCCAAAGAGGUCUGACAUGUUAGAUUUCACCGGAAUUCGUCGCGAUCCCGUACCAUUCGAUUGCAAUGCCACCGAUGAGGGUAAAGAAGGAGGCCGUGUGCUCUAUUAUCGCAUUGUAUGCUCCGCCGCGGCUCUCGUCGCGCGGUUCCUAGAAACAGUCCUGUUAAGUCCAGCGGCAGCCACGCGUCGUCCACGCGAGUGCGCCCAAGGGGCUGAGGAGGAGGAGGAUGAAAGAAGACGCCUCAUCACGAAGGAUCACAUGCAUAGCGCUAGAACAGGGUGUCAACCUUCGGAGGAUUCGGUGCGUAGGGAAUUACUUUCCCUGUUGGAUGUCGCUACUUUGCAGGACCUACUUGGAGGGUGGUCUUCGAAUGGCUCCAAAGAAGAGGACGCGACCGUAGGUGCGUCGGCGCUGGAUACGGACGUCUACUCCCUAGAGGAACGGCUUGCGCGGGAUGUGGUUCGGUAUCGUGCGGCCUGCGCGGCUGAAACGGUGGAAACGAAUGGCCAUACCAGCGCGAAGAGCCCGCCUACUUCUCCUGAACCCUCGCAAGAUCCACCGUACGAGGGAUCGGUGGCGACGACGCGGGCUGCGGCAGUCUUUGCGGGCCUAUCCCCCUUUUGCCGGGCGGUGUUGGUGUUCUCGGCGUUGUGGUUGGCCACGAAGUUCUGGGCCGCCUCCUUGGCUCGCGUUUCACUGAGCAAUCUGGUGUUUUAUGCCCUGGAGCAGGGCGAGCGCGCGGCGCCGGUGGCCGGGGGAGGCCAUAGUCCUGAUGUGGGCGGCCUCACGCCGGUUCCUUUGCGCGACGAGGUGGUCUUCACGCCGUUGGCGUCGGGUUCUCCCUGGGGGGAUACGGAGCUGCGAGCGGGAGAAGGUGGGUGGGGGGAUCUCGUCCGUUUUGACGGCGGUGGGGUGGAUGCCGUGGGGGAAGUGGUCCACAGCGUCACCGAGGCGGAGAUGAUUCUGCUACGAUGCAGUCAGUACGUCAUACCUUUAACCCUUUAA
Messenger RNA from Phytomonas sp. EM1, 1191 nucleotides. The record is from the annotation of a GenBank genome assembly. Lineage: Eukaryota; Euglenozoa; Kinetoplastea; Trypanosomatida; Trypanosomatidae.